AUGAAUUUCGAUGAUGGCCAUCACUCGUCUGUCCCGCUCCAGUGGGGUAUGUCUUCGAGCUCAAACCACCGCUCUUCUUUUUCUUCCGACUUCUCUGUCGCUACCUCGCAGAUCAGCAAUGGCCCUCUGUCGCCCAUCAGCACGGGCAUCGACAUACCCAUUUCUGCCUCCACAAAUGCUGAAACCUAUCUGCUCACCGCGCCCAGCAGCCUGUCCUCUGCGCCACCAUUGGAUACCUCGACAUCGUCAUCCUCUGCCACCCCAGAGAACUCCACAUCGCCAGUUUCGCAUGGCUCGCAUGCGUAUGGGACCAAUGAUCUCGUUGAUUCAGACGUAGGGCCGGACAGCCCUCUCGGACAUAUGAGUGAUAUGCAUUGGGAGACCGCCGAGAUCGACCAUUUGCAUAUUCCCAAGCUGGAACCCAUCGAUGAGGACGACUUCCGCCUAGAAGACCUGAAAGAGGCACCUGCGCACCCCGAAGCACGUGGCGAGACUGAGAUUCUUCCUCAGUCCAAAGUCAAACGACCUCGAGGACGACCUCGGAAAAUUGGCGCUAUUCCCACUUCGGCCUCUGUGAGCAAGAUGAACAAGGGCCGGUCCAAGACUGGCUGCAUCACCUGUCGCAAGCGGAAAAAGAAGUGCGAUGAAGCCAAGCCAAGAUGCUUGAAUUGUGAGAAGAACGCCGUGAUAUGCGAAGGCUAUCCCGAAAAGCAGAUCUGGAAGAGCGGCAAGGAGAAGGCCGAAGAAGAGCUUCUCAAGAACCACAGCCUGCCGAUUAUCACCAUGCAGCCCAUCUUCACCGGCUUGGAAACAUCAGAGGACCGUAUCUUCUGGAAGCACUACAACGACCAUCUUAGUGCCGUGUUCACCGUCGAAGGAGAGCAAAAGAACGCAUUUCGAGACAAGCUCGUGCCCCUGGCCACGAGGCAUCAGGGCAUGAUGCACUCGCUCUUGUCCCUCUCCAGCAAGCACCUCGACUAUGACACGCCCUACGGCGCCAAGAUCCUUCAGAGAACCACCAAAGUUACUGCCGAUUCUCUACAACGACGUGGAAGCCACCAUAACAGUAUGGCCGUGAAGUCUCUUUACGACGCCAUCAGUGAGGACCGGAAUAACAACGUCGACCCGAACGUGAUGCUUGCUGCCCGCUAUGGCCAGAUGCUGUGCCUGGUGCUGGAGUCCCUGGCCGAGGGAGUAGGCAUCGGGGGAAGCGACUCGGAUUUUUACGCCUUCAUUGUCGAGAUUUUCUUCUAUCACAUCUUUGCCGAUGACCUCCUGAGCUUCCCACCACACACAAAUCGCGCCUAUGUUGGUGGCAGUGACUGGACUCCGCCUACACCAAUUCAUGCACCACGACUCAUCGGCGUGGCUGAUGGCCUUUUCAACCACAUUAGUGAAAUCACCAACAUUCGAAUUCGCAUCCGUGAAAGAAUCGAAAACAACACUGAUCCGAGAGUAGACUAUGACAGCCUGUAUCGUGCAUCUGAUAUCGAGUCUAGCAUUCUCGACUGGUCGCCACAAUGGCCAAUUGGCGAUAGCCGGGAAAGUGUUACGCUGCUUUAUAAACAGAUGACCUGGCUGUAUCUGAAGAUGACGAUAUGUCCGCCAUCUUCGAGCCCGGAUUCAGCACCGACUAUCUUGACGCGGGCUGGGGCUACCUUGACCGACACGCCCCCGCGGUCAGCCUCGUCUAGCCCGGCUUCUUCACCGUCUCCAGGAAUAGAUGCAAGGGUAUGUGAUUACGACAACAUGGACGACUCGCGUCGCCCUUCGUUAGCCGACAACGGGGCUAAAAGCGACGCCUCCCCCAGUUCGCAAAUCGACGAAAAUGUGCAAACAAUCAGACAAAACGGUAGCAGCGAUUUGCGUGCAUCUCCACCACCAAUCCGCCGUCCAACGAACUACGAGCCGGUGGUAAACGUGGCCGUGGACGAAACCCUGGCGCUUCUCGAAUCCUUCCAACCAAGCGACCCAGCCCAGACCCUUCUGCUGCUUCCUUGUGUUGUCGUGGGUACCGCCUGCUAUGCACCAGCUGAGCAGGCUCGGAUCUGUGAAGCCAUCCACACCAUCCACGGCUACACCGGACUCCGAAACACGAAUCAGGCCCUAGAGGUCUUGAACGAGGUGUGGAGGCUCAUGGAUGCGGGUGAAUAUCUUCUCGCAUGGGACUGGCAAGCCGUGGCAUACAAGCUGGGGCAUGGAUCUCUUUUUUGA
Molecule: messenger RNA, 2214 nt
Organism: Grosmannia clavigera kw1407
Lineage: Eukaryota; Fungi; Ascomycota; Sordariomycetes; Ophiostomatales; Ophiostomataceae
Product: c6 zinc finger domain containing protein
Exons: 4
Coding region: 1-2214 (737 amino acids)
Biological process (GO): positive regulation of transcription by RNA polymerase II
Cellular component (GO): nucleus
Molecular function (GO): transcription cis-regulatory region binding; DNA-binding transcription factor activity, RNA polymerase II-specific; zinc ion binding
Source: RefSeq, a predicted model, not a curated record